AUGGCCGAAUCAAACACCAUCAGCCUCGUAAUUCCCCAGGAGCCGUCUGCAAAGUCGCAUGGGCUAGAGUCACAGAUCCAGCAGAUCAUCGCCCAGAAGGGACAUUUUCGCCAUGUCACUGAACGCUCGCUUCUUGCUGAGAUUCAUGGCAAAGCCGCAGCUCCAGAUGUCGCUCAGGAACGCCCAGAGGAGGAAUUGCCCGCAGACGAUGAUGAAACUCCGCAGAAACGCACAGAGCGCCUGUGGGAGCGAAGAAAUCACAUGCUUGAGAGACUAGGGGCUGCACAGAACGACAUCCUCUGCGCCCUCGACUUUGUGUCAUGGCUGAUCUCGCAACAGUCCGUUCCCGCUCGGAAUUCAAUGUCCGCACCACUCAAAGAGGCUGCACCGGUAGGGUCACUGGUAGCAAAGGUCCUCGAAGAAAAGCCAAUCUCACCACCUGUAAGACGACAACUGGUGUCAGUCUCGCAGGGCUGGCGGUCAGAAGGUUUCCAUUCGGCCUCGGACAAGCUCGCGGCGGCUUCUACUCGGCUAGAAGCUGAAGCCGAACACGAGUCGCUGUUCUGGCGGGAAGUCGCGGAUCUUAGGGCCAGAGGCUGGCCAAUAUCACGACUCCCAAGAGAUCGCAAAGCCAUUGGUGUUCAUUUCGGUUUUGCAGAGGCUGCACCGCAGUUCCGUGAUCGAGGUUAUGCUCUUCUUCGCCAAGCAGCUGAUGGCUCGGUGGGAUUGGACGCUCGAUCGUUGCCCAAGAAACGCAGGCGCCUUGCGGUUUACGUUAUUCGCAAUGCUAACAAGACUGGGGCUUUUCACUUUGAGAGCCCCAGAACGAGCGAGACGAUGGAUAUCAGCCAGCAUUUGAUAGAUCAUCGAGAUGCGCUAUUCGAGGAGGAACUGUUUUUCGAGUCAUGCCGCGAAGCACGGCUUGUCGGCAACCAGGGCAUAACUACGCGUGCACACUGCAUUGGGAUUGACGUGGGUGAUUACCAGCUUUUGCUCGUAUCCUCUGACGAGCAGGAGGUUGCAUUAAAUACUAACAAUGAGGACGACUCGAUUGCUGAAUUCGUGGGCAUCUCCCUCCGACUGCUACUGACUGUGGCCCAUGAACAAAAUCUGAGCAGACGAAUGCAGAAAACUCCUCCAAUGGCAAUCAAGGCAAGGACAAUGCCGGAGUACGCUCUGAUUCGACCUAUCCUGACGCAUCUAAGACACCGUUCAGAGGCAAGAGCAUUCUGGACUAGCAUUCAGGCCCUGCUGCACGCCUUCGAAACGGCAAGCCUGCCAACAACAAUGUCGAUGGAAAACUCUAACGAUGCUGUGUUCGCGUCGUUGAAGAUGGAGCCUCCAAACACACUUCUGGCGGAGCUGAUGGUGCCUGCCAAAACAUCAUUCGCACUCAAAUUGACGACUGAUCGAAAUCUGCAGGUUGGGCUGGCCACCUUUUUGGGACCUCCUCUGUUGGGUUCUCGAUACGAGACUUCUCCGAUUGACUUCGGUUUCUCGAAGAUACCUUCAUGUCGCUACGAGACACGAGACGCCGCUUUGGCGUCUGUUCGACACAUGCUGCUACUAGACUUAGUCGCGCAUGCAGAGGCUCUCACGAGUACAGACGCGGCAAAUGCUGAGACGGAUAAGAGCAGACACCAAAAAUGGAGUUUAUCACAGCCGCACAGCGGUGAGUUGACGAUGUAUUAUGCCCAGGAAGCGGUUCGUAAUAUGCAGCUCUCCGUACACACGGAAUCAAUCAGUCUCAAAGGGAGCCCGGUGAAACAGAGAGCAUCUUCCAGCGGUAUUGUAUGGACUUGGACAGCCGCUGGCUGCUUCAAGGCCGAGGGCAAUGUUUCCACGAAGGAGGAGGGUACAACGUUUGACGCGGCAGUGAGACAGUUACUUGCAACAGAUAGCUAG
Molecule: messenger RNA, 1905 nt
Organism: Cladophialophora yegresii CBS 114405
Lineage: Eukaryota; Fungi; Ascomycota; Eurotiomycetes; Chaetothyriales; Herpotrichiellaceae
Exons: 2
Coding region: 1-1905 (634 amino acids)
Biological process (GO): regulation of transcription by RNA polymerase II
Cellular component (GO): core mediator complex; mediator complex
Molecular function (GO): transcription coregulator activity
Source: RefSeq, a predicted model, not a curated record